Solea senegalensis (Senegalese sole) is the source of this 2801-nucleotide messenger RNA. RefSeq names its product DEP domain containing 4 (gene depdc4). Bases 6 to 1658 code for a protein of 550 amino acids. NCBI's taxonomy places the organism in Eukaryota, Metazoa, Chordata, Actinopteri, Pleuronectiformes, Soleidae. The transcript has 9 exons. The record is from RefSeq and is a predicted model, not a curated record. Gene Ontology annotation, biological process: intracellular signal transduction.
UCAAAAUGGCGGUCGAUUUGACUCCGCGAUUCAGACGGUUGAACAGCCAAACUAGAAGUUUUCGGGAAAACAUACAGCACGGAUUUUCAGGCCCCUUUGGUGCCACCCAGCUGUGGCACAACAUCAUCCAGGCCCUGCAAACCCAGGUGGAGGUGCGCCGCUGUAGGCGCCACCUACGUGUUCAUGCCGAGUGUUUCACUGGCUCGGACGCCGUGGACGCUGUGCUCAGUUAUUUGAUGCAGAACGUGGUGUUUUGCGCGAGUGAAGUAUCUCGCCUCAAAGCUGCCCGACUCUGCCAGGCUCUGAUGGAGGCGAAGGUGUUUGAGCCAGUUGGCACAAAGCUGUUUUGUAGAGACAAGGAAGUGGCCUUUGAGGACAACAGCUCGAGCCUCUACCGCUUUCUGGAAUGUAAAGUGUUGCCUGGAUCUUCCGCGACGGACUGCAAUAGUGUGACAGAAAAUGUGCCGCCGGAGGAGUUUGGGAUUAAGAGACGGAAGAGCUCCAGGCUGAAUGAACUGAGAACGAUCUCCAAUCCACUUGCUGUCGGGCCGUCAGAUUCGAGGGUUGAGAGGCUGCUGAAGACCGUCAACCUGCGCCCGCGUGUUUCACCAGCUUCAAACGCAGCCGCGACUUCUUACGCCUUUCUAUCUAAAGCUGUCGUGGGUGAGGUUUGGAAGCAGCACACGCUGCUGCAGCUGCUGCAGAUCGUAGAGUUACCCAUGCUGGACUGCAUCCUGACCUCUCCUGCCCGAGUUCAGCCUCAGGCCUGUAGAGCUCUCCUGAACACCCAGGACCUGGUUUUCUCCAACAUGUGCCUGGAGAGAGAGCUGCCCGAUGCCCUUAACCUGCCCCAGUCAGUGCUGUUGGAUGGCUGGCUGUCGGCUGCAGCAGACUGCCUGGAGCUCUUCCCUGACCAGCUGAUUGUGUUUGCAGGGGAACAGCUCAGCCAACGCAGUGGUGCCUCUGUGGGGGAUGGAAAUGCAGAGCAGACGGCAAACCAAAAGAGACUUCUCUUUGACAUUAUUUCCAAGUAUUACAGUGGACAGGAGAAAGCCCCCCUUCUCUCAGGACGCUACCUAGAUAUCCAUGUGGCAAUCCUGAAUCUACUUGAUGGAGGAAAGGUGCAGGAUGCCAUUAAAGCCUCACAGUUGUGUUUGCGGCUACUGGAGCCAAACGUGAGGGAUGAGCUGCGGAGAUUAUUGGCCUUCAUGGCCAUAGCAGCUGACCCGGGUUCCUGUCGUCUGCAGAAACAAAUUGAAAACAGGGCCUUGGUCUGCCGCACGUUUCUCAAGGCAAUUGUGCAGAAUCAAGAGCUGAGUCGAUCCCAGAGUGAAACCCUGGCUCUUUUUCUCACGGACAACCACACCGAGCUCUUCAUGACCCCUGCAUCUCUCAUCGAAGCCGUGAGGAGAACGCUGGGGAACAUGCAGCAGGGAAGAGACCCCGAUUCACUUCCCAUGUUCACCUUCUGCCAGCAGGUGACUCCACAGGACUACGAGGACCAGUGUGAGGCAGCCACCCUGGAGAGCCUCAAACAGCUCCUUUGCGACGUUUCGUCCAGCGAGAGCGUGUCCGUCAAGCAGAGGAGGAAGCUGCUCAGAGAUUUUGAAAAGCACCACCCGGUGGUUUUCCUCCAGUAUUGCUCCAGCACCUUCUGAAAUGGGCGGCACACGGGUUUGAUUUUUCAGGUCAGGCUUCGAUUGGGUACAGCGCUUACACUGAGGCAUACUAAUAUUGCAAAGCACAACAUUAAAUGGUGGUUUUGUAAUUUGGGAUACUGUUAAACUGGUCCACUGCUAAUUCUUUUCAUCCAAUCCAGUGUGUAACAGAUAUAGAUGUAUAAUUUAAGUGACUGCCUGAAUGCAGCUGUCUCUACAAUACACAUACAUUGUGUUGCUGCAGCUUUAUUAUGUUUGAGAGACACUUUUUGUUGUAGUAAUUGGUUUAAACUGUAGUUGUGACUGGUUUUGCACUAGUUGGUCAACAAUUCAUCAUUAUCAUCAUCGGCGGCGAUACUAAACCCACUUGUUUAAAUGGGUUUUUUUGACCGGUGGGGAAGUAGGAAAUGGGUGGGAGGGAGAUGUUGACCUGGAGAAGCUGAAAUGGUUAGUUUUUGUUUGUUUUCUCUUGUACACUGGUGACACUGAUUUUUAAAAAAAAUUUUGGUUUGGAAUUUUUUGUUGAAAUGAAACGGUAUUAGAGCGGAAAGUCAUCUUCGCUCAAUUGAUUUUCCUGAAACCACUCUGUUUGGAGCACAGAUGGUGGAAUGAUGGAUGCCUUGCAGGUGUAUUUGCAUGAUCCAUUUGAGCUGUUUAAGGGUCAAUGGGUGCUUUGUUAAUGACUGCGUUUGUCAAAAGUGAUACUGUGCACUCAGCUUGGGCAUUAGUGUUUAAUCAAUUUGAUCAUUGAUCAGUAACGAUAUUCUAGCAGCCAUUUUGUUGUUGUUUUCAGUGGACUGUACUGUGUACUGUGUGCUGCUGAGAAAUCCCAACACUAAUGAAGCUAAAUGAAUUUUAAAUUUGUAGUGAGGAAACACAAACGUGUAAUUUACAAGUAAAUGUGUGUGUUAGGCAACUCAGGUUAAUAUGCACUAUUCUAAUUUCAUGGAUAUUUAACUGUAACUAACUGAAGCGGUGUAUGAUGUAACGUGAAAGGGGGGCACGAUUAAAACAAAAAGCCACUAUUUUAAAGGGACAAAACCUCAGUGAAUUUUAAUUAACGUACGUUAGAAUGCACUUUAUAAUGUAAAGAAUGCCUUAUUUUCUGGUCUAAUAAAAAUGCAUCGUGUCUUAAAACUAAAA